CACGAUCUUGAAAAUAUGGCGCAGAGGAGAAUGUCUUGGAUUGAGAUGAUCGGACCAUUUUCUAGGAUAGACAAAGUCAGAGAUUUCUCGGUAAAGCUUGGAAUGAUACAGAAAAGCCCGCGGGGUGAUAGAGAUACUGCAAAUUAAGAGGGAUGUCGCGCAAGGAUGGUUGAUACAAAGUCUAAUACAAAUAACGAAGGAGGAUCAGUUGGUCGACAUGUUAUGUAUGUACUUGCAAAACUCUGAAAAUGGAAGUUUCGACGAUCAGCCACCGGGUUACAAAGAAAGACAAAUAACUUCCAGGCCGUCUUCUCGCCGAACACGCCUGGUUACAUCUUCACCGUCGGACACUGGGAGCGGAUGAAGCUCACGACUUUUCUUCCUCUGCUGGUCGCGUUUCCAGUGCAGGUCCUUGCAUCAUGGGGGGACAGAUCCAAGGACUUUCAAUACUGCCUUCGUCGUUGUGAAACGGCUGACUGCGUCGGCCAGGAACCUGCACCUCUGUCGCUUAGCCUCCGUCUAACGCGCUGGACAUGCUCGGAUAACUGCAAAUAUCAUUGCAUGCACGAAAUCGCAUCUCGCGAUAUUGCGCUGGGAACAAAAUUGAAGCAGUAUUACGGCAAGUGGCCGUUCUGGCGUCUUGGGGGUGUACAGGAGCCAGCUUCGGUCGCGUUCUCGUUGCUCAACUUUUGGGCGCAUGUAAAAGGGGCCUCUCGGCUGCGUAGGGAGGUAUCUGGCGAGCAUCCUAUGCGGAUAUACUAUCUGCUGUGGGCGUUUGCUAGUAUGAACACGUGGGUCUGGUCGUCGGUAUUUCAUACUCGAGACACGCCGUUGACAGAAAAAUUGGAUUAUUUUUCUGCUGCGUUCACAAUAUUAUUUGCGCUCUAUUUCUGUGUAAUUCGCCUGUUCCACCUUUAUGCAAAGCCACGAUCCCGCCUCAUCUUUUCCAACGAUCUGCCUAGAUACUGGUCAUGGAUACUGUGGACAUCAAUAUGUAUCGUUGCCUUUGUGUGUCAUGUCACAUACCUUACCCUCCUUCCCCGGUUCGACUACGUGUACAAUAUCGUCUUCAAUUCUGUCGUGGGGAUGAUACAUAAUCUUUUCUGGCUCGUAUAUUCCCUUCCUGCUUCGAUAUCCUUGAUACGAAGAUUUCCUUUGCGUCCGAAGACGUAUAGACCUCCAUUUGUCGGUCAUGCCGCGACACUGGUGUUUGUAACCACAGCCGCGACGGGACUGGAGCUCUUCGAUUUUCCUCCCUGGGGUAGAAUUAUAGAUGCGCAUUCAUUAUGGCACCUGUCUACAGCGGUUAUAGCACCUUUCUGGUAUCAAUUCCUGGUCGACGAUUCACGAGAUGAGAGUUGGCGGGAGCAUAGAGUCUAAUUAUCCCGGUUUCCACUUGGAAAUCCCCACUGUAGUAACUUUCAUGGACGUUUAAGCUGGCAAAAUUAUUGUAUCACCAUGCACAUUCAUUCAAUGUUAUUCUUUUGUUGAAACCUG
Molecule: messenger RNA, 1497 nt
Organism: Guyanagaster necrorhizus
Lineage: Eukaryota; Fungi; Basidiomycota; Agaricomycetes; Agaricales; Physalacriaceae
Product: Per1-like protein
Exons: 4
Coding region: 361-1380 (339 amino acids)
Biological process (GO): GPI anchor biosynthetic process
Cellular component (GO): endoplasmic reticulum membrane
Molecular function (GO): hydrolase activity, acting on ester bonds
Source: RefSeq, a predicted model, not a curated record